AUGUAUCUGUCAGCUGUAAUAAAGCAGAUCACUUGCACUCUAGUUCUUGGUCUAAAAGCCAGAAAUAUGUCACAUGACUCCAGUCGAUUCAAUAUCCUGGAGAGCCUCAUAUUCGGAAAAGGCUUCCAGGCCAAAAUAUUCCCGGAAGUCGUGGUUUGUCUCUUCAUCGCUCUCUUCGCCUCCGGAUUGGUCCAGCGAGUUUGUGUCACCACCUGCUUUAUCUUCUCUGUGGUGGAUCUCUACUAUGUCAACAAGAUCUCCUCUGGGAUUUACCAGGCGAUGACCCCAGCGGUGACCCUGGGGAAGGUGGUGGGGAAGAGUAAGAAGAGAUCCUGACCUCGCCCCUCCCCCCUCCGACUCUACAUUCCAC
Messenger RNA from Rana temporaria (common frog), 370 nucleotides. It is a transcript of the gene KRTCAP2, whose product is annotated as keratinocyte associated protein 2. NCBI's taxonomy places the organism in Eukaryota, Metazoa, Chordata, Amphibia, Anura, Ranidae. The record is from RefSeq and is a predicted model, not a curated record. The coding region runs from base 1 to 336 and encodes 111 amino acids. The transcript is spliced from 2 exons.